AGUGUCCUGGCCAUUCCCAAAACCUGGUCCCAGGAUUGGAGAUUUCAUCCCUCCCAGAUCUUUGAAAUCUCCAGGCUCCAGAUCCCAAAACAGACUAUGAAUGAGAAAACCAAAAAGCCAGUUUCCUCUGCAUUACAUCAAUCUUCUGGAGACCCUCAACCUGCCUGGUUGAGAUUCCAGGAACCAUGCACCAGAACACCUGUGCAAUCAGUGUCCUGGCCAUUCCCCAAACCUGGUCCCAGGAUUGGAGAUUUCAUCCCUCCCAGAUCUCUUUAAAAUCUCCAGGCUCCAGAUCCCAAAACAGACUCUAUGAAUAAAUGAGAAAACCGAAAAGCCAGUUUCCUCUGCAUUACAUCAAUCUUCUGGAGCCCCUCAACCU
Molecule: messenger RNA, 379 nt
Organism: Staurois parvus
Lineage: Eukaryota; Metazoa; Chordata; Amphibia; Anura; Ranidae
Source: the annotation of a GenBank genome assembly